This is a messenger RNA of Amphibalanus amphitrite, 1463 nucleotides long. Its product is annotated as uracil phosphoribosyltransferase homolog. The record is from RefSeq and is a predicted model, not a curated record. NCBI's taxonomy places the organism in Eukaryota, Metazoa, Arthropoda, Thecostraca, Balanomorpha, Balanidae. The transcript is spliced from 3 exons. Bases 482 to 1189 code for a protein of 235 amino acids.
ACCUAUUUAUAUACACCGUGGUUUUACCAAGUGUCGCUCACAAUGGUCAUGUCACCGUGAUGCAUAUGCAUGGUGACGCAGCUAUAAACAUAAUAACUCCAUAACCAAACGAUAACCUCAACUGGGUUUGGAGGGAUAAGCGUGUUAGAAGAAGUAAUACAAAUGAUGGAAUGCUAUGUCCUUGGCAUCUAAAAUAUUUCUAGCCACAUCGUGUGGAGUGUCUGCUGGCAUCAUUGGAUACGUCCAUAUCAAACAGAAUAUUGACAGGUAAUGAUAAGGAGCGUCUGCACGAGGGUGUGAUCAAGGACGUGGAGCGGCAGCAGCGGCGCAAGGUGGAGAACCUCGCCCUGCUCGGCAAGCAGCACGACCUCGAGAAGCUGCUGAAGCGGCAGCGGGACGCGGACGGCGCCGCCGUCCCCGCCGGCACGGAGCACGACUGAGCGGCCCGCCUCCGGCCGCCGAGGUGUCGGCCGCUGCCGACAUGACGCGGACGGACGGCGAGGACGGUAAGCCGGCGGCGGCGGCCACACCGCCGCGGCCGCCGCCGCCGGCGCCGCCGCUGCCCGCGCCGCCCAUCAGCGACAACCUGACGGUGAUCCCGCCCAAGAAGCACGUGCGCGAGCUGCAGACCAUCAUCCGCGACCGGAACACCACCCGCAGCGACUUCAAGUUUUACGCGGACCGUCUGAUCCGGCUGGUGGUGGAGGAGGGCCUGAACCUGCUGCCGUACACGCCGGCCACCGUCACCACGCCCACCGGCCACCAGUACCCGGGCCUGCGCUACCAGCGCGGCAACUGCGGCGUCAGCAUCGUGCGCAGCGGCGAGGCCAUGGAGCAGGGCCUGCGCGACUGCUGCCGCUCCAUCCGCAUCGGAAAGAUCCUGGUCUCGUCCGACCUGGACACGCACGAGGCGCGCGUCGUGUACGCCAAGUUCCCCGAGGACGUGGCCGAGCGCAAGGUGCUGCUCAUGUACCCCAUCAUGAACACGGGCAACACGAUCGUACGCGCGCUGCACGUGAUGCGCGAGCACGGCAUCCAGGAGCAGAACGUGAUUCUGCUGACGCUGUUCUGCACACCGGUGGCGGCCCGGCUGGUCACCAGCUCGUUCCCGCGCCUGCGCAUCCUCACCUCUGAGAUGAACGAGGUGACGCCCAACCACUUCGGCCAGCGCUACUUCGGCACAGACUGAGGGAGGGACCGGCGCGGCGGCGGCGGCCGGGCGCUGUCCGAGCCGCGUGUCGGGACCGACCCCGUGCAAUGACGCCCAGCUGCUCCUGUUUAGUUAUCUCGCUGGCUAAUGUGUGGUACCCCAAAGGCUUUCCUAGUUUUAUACGCGGUUGGCGGCUUACUCCCAUGCCGGUUGUAUUGGCUCCUCGUAUUGGCUCAAGGUCCAAUCUAGCAACCGGCCCGCUUCAAUGCAGUGGAUGGUAAUUGUUAUGAAAUAAACCGACGUGUGCAUGGUA